AAAGUUCCCGCAGCUGCCGUUGUAUAUAGAAUAUAAUAUAUUUGUCAAUAGAUUUCCAAGCUACGAGGUACGACGACAAUAAUAAUUCAUUUUGAGGGGAUUCCGAGUUAAAGGCAAGCAAGGCAUGUAGUCAGGCAGGCAUUAGUUUUCCUCUACGAUCAAUGUUUCUAGAGUCACGGUGCACAGCUGAUACACAAAUAAUGUUCUCUGAUAACGAGUCAUAAAAAAAGCGGUGACUCCAAUCAGAUUAUAUUUCUAUAUCAUUCAAUGAAUGACAGUGCAUUCAUAUUGUUAAAAAAACAUUAGGAAAAUAUUUCAAUAAUUAUUAGAGAAAUUAGAAGAGAAAUUAUUCAUUUUUAUCCGGUGUUUUUUUUUAGAAAAGUCACAAAUAGUUUUUAUUGUAGACAGAUUUUUUUUCAAAAAAAGUGCGUGAAUUUAAAAGUUAAUAUUAUUCAAUAUUGUUGAAUAAUUAUUGCAAUUAUGGAGAAUAAUACGAAAAUAAAAGACAAUAUUUUAUACGGUCCUCCGUUUGAAAAAGAAUUUCCCUAUGAAUCAAUUGGGGAAUAUUUUUUGGAAACCAUGGAAAAACACGGUCCUGCAACAGCACUGAUAAAUAUGGAGUCAGGAGAACAAUUAUCUCACAGAGAGGUUCUGGAGAAGAGUCUUAAACUAGCCACGUACUUGAAUAAAUUGGGACUAGAUAUUAACGAUCGAAUUGCAAUUUGUAGCGAGAAUAACUUAAAUUUUAGUAUCGCCGUGUUAUCAAGUAUUUUUCUUGGCACCGCAAUCUGUCCCUUAAAUCCAAUAUACACCGAACGUGAAUUAAUACACAGUUUAAAUAUUUCAAAACCAAAAUUUAUUUUCGUAUCGGGUUUUGUAUUGGCAAGAAUGCAAAAGAUCAUCAAAGACUUAUCUUGGUCACCAAAACUUAUUUUACUUUAUGAUAUUCCAAAUUGUAGUGUACCCAGUAUCGCGAAAUUAAUUUCCAAAGUAUCCGAUUAUUCAGUGAAAAAUUUUCGAUUACCAAAGAUUGAUAAAAGUGAGCAUGUCUCGAUAAUUGCUUGCUCUAGUGGAACGACUGGAUUACCAAAAGGUGUAAUGUUAACCGAUAAAAAUGUCUUAAAUCAAUUACGACAUUUUUCUGAAUCGCGUGCUUUAAAAUUGACUGAUAAUAUUAGCGUUUUAGGUUUGUUACCGUUAUUUCAUGCGUAUGGAUUAUUUGUUUCGUUCUUAAUUUUUUCAAGUGGCGCCAAACUCAUUGUUUUGUCGCGAUUUGAUGAACGUCUUUUUCUUGAAGCCAUUUCAAAAUACAAAAUAGAUUCUUUGACUCUAGUACCGCCACUAAUGGUAUUCUUGGCUAAGAGUCCAAUUGUUGAUGAAUAUGACUUGUCCUGCGUGAAUGAAAUUGCAUGUGGAGCCGCUCCAUUGUCUAAAGAAAUUGCACUAGCUGUUCAGAAGAGGCUAAAUGUUCCGUAUAUUAAAACUGGUUAUGGAUUAACAGAAGCUACUUUAAGUGUAAUUAGUUCCUUUGAUAUUCCCAAACCGCAAAGUGUUGGAAUUUUGGUUCAUGGAGUCAUUGCUAAAGUAAUUUCACUGGAUGGCAAGUCGAACGCACCUCUGGGUCCAUUAUGCGAGGGAGAAUUAUGUUUCAAAGGAGAUACAAUUAUGAAAGGAUAUUGCGAUGAUGAAGAAGCAACGCGUGCAACAAUCGAUGAAGACGGCUUUCUGCAUACCGGCGACGUUGGAUAUUACGAUGAUGAGGGAUAUUUUUACAUUGUCGAUAGAGUAAAGGAGCUCAUUAAAUAUAAAGGAUUUCAAGUUCCACCAGCAGAAUUGGAAUCUAUUUUAUUGUCACAUUCGGCAAUUAAGGAUGCUGCUGUGGUUGGAUUAGCUGAUGAACUCGCUGGAGAAUUGCCUCUUGCCUUUGUCGUCAAACAACCUGGUGUCAAUGUUUCUCCUGCAGAAAUAAUUCAAUACGUCAAUGAACGUGUGUCAGCUGAAAAAAAGUUACGAGGAGGUGUUCGAUUUGUUGAAGCCAUUCCAAAAAAUCCGUCGGGUAAAAUUCUGAGACGAGAAUUACGAAACUUAUUAAAAUCGCGAUUGUAAGUGAAACAAUUAAGUCGAUUUUUACUAGUUAUUGUAAUACAGUCAAUAUGAAUUAUUUAUAUUAGGAGGAAAAUUUUAUAAUACGUAAUAAUAUAAUUUAUUGCUUAUUUCAAAAGUCUACUCAAAUAUUUUUUGAGUCUCUUGUAAAAAGAGGGUACUGAAUUCCAUUCUUUAUCUUUUAAACAAAUGUAAAGAAAUUCUUUUUUGUGAAUUAUGUAAAAAUGAAUUUGUAAUAAUGUGUUGAUUAAAAUAAGCAACUGUUUUCCAAUGAAAAA
Leptopilina heterotoma is the source of this 2381-nucleotide messenger RNA. Its product is annotated as luciferin 4-monooxygenase-like. Gene Ontology annotation, molecular function: long-chain fatty acid-CoA ligase activity. The transcript is spliced from 5 exons. Gene Ontology annotation, biological process: fatty-acyl-CoA biosynthetic process; long-chain fatty acid metabolic process. The record is from RefSeq and is a predicted model, not a curated record. Lineage: Eukaryota; Metazoa; Arthropoda; Insecta; Hymenoptera; Figitidae. Bases 481 to 2106 code for a protein of 541 amino acids.